UGUUGUCCUCCCAGUGGCUGAUAUCAAUCGACAUUGGCAUAAGUUGCUGAACUCCGGACUCAGAUAUUGACAACCAGCACUCUCCAAAUCCACGACAGAUAGAUAGCCUUUCCAGACAACUCCUUCCUCCAUGUCAGAAUCGGCGUCUAGCAUAAUGGACAAAGAUCACGAGGUGGCUGCCGACAUCUUGGAAGCCGCCUUCUCAGCAGGACGAAAGUUGAAAGAGGUACUCGACGCUGCAAAUGAAGACAUCAAGGAUGGCGUGGAAGAAAUCAGCAACGAUCUGGUCCUCCAACUUGGCAGACUAGAACGUCUACGAAGCACUCUGCCAACCAAGGAGAUUGAGGAUGUCUCUGUUGCGACAUUUAGUUGCACUUCUGAACCCACGUUUGUGCCGUGGAAGGAGGCCAGCAGCUUGGAGUCGCCAGCAAGGGAACAUGUUGCCAUCCAGAUUCCCAGCAAGCAGCCGACUUCCGAGGACCUGAACCCCUUCAGGCGCGACAGAGAACAGAUAGUCCUUUCCGACCGUCGAAAGGAGCCCGGGUCUGACCCAGACAACGUGAAGCACUCAGUUCCGGAAUCCGCCGCCGAGAAGAAGCGGCCUUUUCGGCGCGUGGGCUUGCCGAGGGACUCUCAACCGUUGGAAGAGCUUCCUGACCGCAUUCGUAUAUGCUCCCAGCGCCUGGCCAUAUUCCUUGACUACAACAUCCACGAUACGACCCUCAACUGGAGCUCGUACCGAAGGACCCCGUUCAUCAUUCCCAGGCCUUUCAAAUUCCUGGUGAAGAAAGGCGACUACAUCCGACAGGAACUUGCCACGCUGGAACAAUUCCGACAGAGGCUCUUCCCUGGGCACACCGAAGAGAUGCACGAGGCCGCAUGGAAAGCUAACGCUCCCGAGGACGACCUGCCUCCCGUGGUAGUCGAUCCGAAGGGUCUUGAACCCGUCCAUCUCACGGCGCUGAUCAAGGACCUGCGCUGCCUGACCACGUUCAUGGACGGCUACAUCGCGCCGAGCCUCACGAUCGGCGAGGUCGACCACGUCUACUUCUCGGAUCUGUGGUUUGUCUUUCCCGCCCGGUCGCUCAUCUACAUGCGCGACAAGAAGGUCCCGCAGAAGAUCUGGAAGGUGAUCCAGCGCACCGGCGGAUCCCACGUGUCGACUACUGGGGCCGAGGGCUCAGAACGACCGGGUGGUGACCGCACCCAAGGCGGGUUCCAGCCCUUCGUGAUUGACUGUUUCCACCUUGACUACGAUGGCACGCGCUACGUGCACACGUACUGCCGCGUACAGAUCGACUAUUUCGAGGACUGCCAGCCGAUCGCGUCGCUGCCCGUGAUGCCCAUCAGGGCCGCCGAAAAGGCGGGCCUGGUCGACCGACAGGCUCUCGUGGCGCGCGGCCGCGAGUUUACCAGCUGCACCCGGCCACGGCACAAGCAAUACGCCGGGCGCAACCAGAUCCUGCGCCCCAACGGGGCCAAGCUGCAUGAGAAGGACGCCGACGUGCCCGAGAACGCGGCGCGCUAUGCAGAAUGGAUCGAGAGUGAGGUCAUGGUCGACUUUGAGCGCGCGCUGCAGGAGAUGCCUGGCUGGCGGCCGGGGGUCAACGAGCUCGAGCUCUUCAAGGCCAGUGCCGCCCGGCGCGACUACACGGGCAUCGACAUCGACACGGUCUGGGAUGCCAAGCUGUCGGAGCAGGUCGUCUAUGAGGAGUGGGAGAAGUGCCAGCGGUGGGACAAGGAGCGCACCAACCCGUCUGAGGAAGAGGAUUUGCUGCUUCUGCCCGAGAGGGUGUUCGCCUUUGUCUUUCGAACCAGGAAAUGGGCUUGCCUCCAGCUUGGCAGAGACAAUGAUGGGGAUGAGAUGCUGAAGGAAAAGACGUGUCGACCGGAGCCGUGGAAUGACCUCCAGCUGCCGGACGGCCAUAAGCGCUUGGUUCAGUCGCUGAUAGAGUCGCAUUCUUCAAAACAAGGCCCGCGCAACCUACACUUCGACCUCGUUCGGGCCAAGGGCAAGGGCGUCACCAUUCUUCUGCACGGCGUGCCCGGCGUCGGAAAGACGUCUACAGCGGAGUGCGCGGCGGAGGCGAACAAUCGUCCAUUGCUUCCUAUUACUUGCGGUGACCUGGGUGCCACGCCCAGGGAGGUGGAGAAGAAGCUAGAAGAAGCCUUCCAGCUCGCCCAGCUCUGGAACUGCGUCUUGCUCCUCGACGAAGCCGACAUCUUCCUGGCCCAGCGCAACGAGAAUGACAUAGCGCGGAACGCCAUGGUCUCUGUCUUCCUGCGAGUACUCGAGUACUACGAGGGUAUCCUCUUCCUAACCACCAACCGUGUCGGCGUCUUCGACGAGGCCUUCAAGUCGCGCAUCCACCUACCGCUCUACUACCCGUCGCUCGAGUGGAAGUACACCAAGAAGAUUUGGCACACGCACCUGCAGAAGCUCAAGGGGAGCAGUCUGAUCGAGGUGGAUGUGGAAGACAUCCUGGCCUAUGCCGAAAAUUUCUUCGAGCGCCAGAGCGCUCACAACUCCAAGAUCGGCCCUGUGUGGAACGGCCGGCAGAUCCGCAACGCCUUCCAGAGCGUCGUGGCGCUGGCCGGCUACAAAGCCCAAGCCGAUAGCGGAGGUGCGGGUGGGCGCAUCCGAAUCGACCGCGAGCACUUUGAGCGCGUCUCCAAGGUGUCCAAUGAGUUCAAUCAUUACAUCUGGAGCAUCAAGACGCAGACCGACGCUGACAAGGCCGAGCGCCAUGGCUACCGCUUCGACCGCUACCAGACCGACGAGACGAUCCACAUGAAACCCGUGGUGCAUCCCGAGGCGCCCGGCCAGCGGAGCGCCCUGACGUUUGGGCAGAAGCUGACGAGCGCGGCGCAGGGCAGCGGCGGGCUGUCGGCCAUGAAUAGCCACUUCCAGACUGGAUUCGCGCAACAGGGUUUCUCGAACCACCAUGCGAUGCCGAACAACUUCGCACAGCCGCAAGGGUUUGGGCAGCAGGCGCUCGGGCAGCAGGUGCUCGGGCAGCAAGGUGGGUUUGGGGCACCUCAAGGUUUUCAAAGUGCACAGCAGAACGGAUUCGGACAACAACCGGGCCCCGGACAGCCGGGCUGGGGACAGCAACAGGGCUUCGGACAGCAGCAGGGAGGCUUUCCCACCAUGCAGAAUGCCGCCCCUGGAGCUAUGCAGCCACAAGCACAGCAAGCUUCUCAGGUUGGGCACGCCUAGGUAGUAGGCAGAUAUGAUGAUGCAGAUGAUUUUCAGCUUGUGAGUCAGCGAAGUUAGCAAGUACAUACCAAAUAGUAUGGCCGACCUUCCAUCCACCCA
Chaetomium fimeti is the source of this 3319-nucleotide messenger RNA. RefSeq lists its product as uncharacterized. NCBI's taxonomy places the organism in Eukaryota, Fungi, Ascomycota, Sordariomycetes, Sordariales, Chaetomiaceae. The transcript is spliced from 6 exons. Gene Ontology annotation, molecular function: ATP binding; ATP hydrolysis activity. The record is from RefSeq and is a predicted model, not a curated record. The coding region runs from base 131 to 3220 and encodes 1029 amino acids.